AUGGCUGCAACUCUUCAGAGAAGUAAAUCCACCACUCGCUUGAAGAAGCCGGCCAUCCUCUGUGACAUAAACACAAUGACUCCCAAGCAGACCGCGCGCUACUUGGCGUUUGCCGAUCCCAGCGAACCGAGGGUGAAGGCCCUGCUGGCGACGGUUCUCAUGAAGGAAAGAAAGGCUGUUGACCAACAGGAAAAGCAGGUGGAGCAGAAAAACCUCAUUGGCAUCCUCAAGGCUGCCGAGGCCCGGAACCGCCUGCGGAACACGAGGCUUCAAUAUCAGAACCUAAGGGCACAGGAGAUCAACUUCCUCAUCUCCUUCCAGAGGAACGCGAAAGGAGCUGUGAGACUGGAGAUCUUCCUCCCACCGAAGAGGAACCUUGCCAAAUUAUCUGACUGCAUGAACACAGUUCAGAGAGGCCGGAUUGAAGAGAUACUGGAAGAUGACAGUGGUGAGAUCUUUAUCAGAAGGCCCUAA
This is a messenger RNA of Varanus komodoensis (Komodo dragon), 474 nucleotides long. RefSeq names its product LKAAEAR motif containing 1 (gene LKAAEAR1). The transcript has 3 exons. The record is from RefSeq and is a predicted model, not a curated record. The coding region runs from base 1 to 474 and encodes 157 amino acids. Lineage: Eukaryota; Metazoa; Chordata; Lepidosauria; Squamata; Varanidae.